AUGUCACCUAAAGAUUUUGUUGAUGUUAUUUCGAAUUACUUUUAUUCAAUACAAAUGGACAAUGAACGUGAAGAAGCCGAUGAAAUUGAUUUAACAAUUAUUCAACGUACAUCAUCAAUAGAUUCACUUGAACAAAAUGAAUCAAAUAUACAAAAUCUUCGUUUUAUUAGUGGUUGUCAUAAAUGGAUAAAUACAAAUAAUAAUAAUAAUAUUCGUGUAGAAAAAUCAUAUAUGAUUAAUAAUGAUACUGAUGAUUCAAUUCAUGAUAAAACAUUUUUAAUAAUGAAUAAAAAUAAAAAUGAUAUUGAAGAUGAUGCAAAUACUUGUAAUACAAAUCAAAUGGAUGUAUCACUCAAUCAUUUUGAUGUACAGUUACAAGUUAAUAAUGGUCAACAUGAACAAGCAACUCGUUAUGGUGUUUUUUCAUCAUUAUUAUCCAAAGAUUUAAAUUUAAUUAAAAUAGAUCAAUAUUCACAAACAAUUGAACCUGAAAUGGAUAUGGAUGAUAGAAAUGGAAAUAAUAAUAAUAAUUAUUAUUCGAAACAAUAUAAUGGAAAUAAUAGUACAAAUAAUAAUAACAAUAAUGAUGAUGGUUCAUAUCGAAGAAAUCAUCAAACAAAUGGAUCAUCAGGAAAUGGUGGAAAUGGAAAUGCUGAUGGAAAUGGUUCAAAUCCAAAUCGAAAUAAUAAUAAUAAUCCAAGACGACCUAAUGGUAAUGGUAAUGGUAAUGGAGACAAUGAAGAUGACGAAGAAAAUAAUGAAACAGAUGAAAGUUUAGCUCGUCGAUUAGGUUUUCGACCAAUUGAUAAUGAUAUAAUACGCUUAAUAGGUCGUAUACGUCGUUUAACAAAUAAACAAUCAUUUGAUCAUCAAGAUUUUGAAAAUGUUCAAUAUUUAAUUGAUGAAUUAAUACGUUUACAACAUUUAGAAAAUAGUUCACAAGAACAUUUAGAACAAAUUAUUCAUUAUCUUAAACUUUAUCGUAUAUUACGUUCAAAAUCUCAUGCAUUACAAUUUAUACAAGAUCGUUUACCACGAUGUACAAAUCGAUCUAAUAAUGAUAAUAAUUCAAAUGUAUUUGAUAUAUGGCGUGAACGAGAACGACGUGCACGACUUGAUUCAAAAGAUAGUUUAGAAGACGAAGGACAAAAUACAAAUGGACAACAAUCACAUGAUAAAGUCGAAUUCAAUUAUUCAACAUCACCAAUAAUUCAUUCAAAUAAUUUUAAUAGUAAAUCAAAAGUUAAACAAAUGGCAAGACAUAUUGAUACAAGAUCAGGAUCAUCACGUACAGGAGAUUAUGUACGACAUUCAUCACCAUCACCAAUAAAUCAAAAUUUGGCUUCUGAUCGUUUAUAUAGUGAAACAUUUACUGACGAUCGUUCACGAACGAGAAGACAAGUAUCACCAAUAUCAUCAUCGGAACAACGUCGUGUACGACAAAUGGUUGAUCGUCUUGAAUCUUCAUCAGCAUCAUCAGCACAUCCAAAAGUAGCAAAAACAAUAUCAGCAAAUAAAUCUUAUUAUGAAGAACAUUCAAAUACGCCAACAAAUUUUACAUCAUCACCAAAUUAUAGACGAACAACAAGACGAGAAAAUGAAGAAUGUUCUUUUACAGAUGGAAAUCGUGGAAGUGUACGUUUUCGUGAUACAAGUCCAUAUGAAGAAGUUCAUGUUCGAGAUAAUAAUUCAAAUAUGAGAAGAUUUGAAUAUGGUUAUAACGAAGCUUUAAAUUCAGGACGGCAUACUACUAGUGGUACACAUAUGAACGAAUAUGUAAAUUCAACUAUUCCGGAUGCUGAAACAUCUGUUUCAAUGGUUCGUGAUUUUCGUACUCGUUUUUAUGACGAUGAUUUAAUUCUAUCACGUACUCAAAAUGAUAAUAUUCCAGUUAAAGUUGAUGUUGAAACAUUGUAUAUAUUAGAACAAAAAUCUGUACCACCAAAUACUAAUAUUUAUACACCUGAUUAUGGAUACAAUCGUUCAUCAACAUUGGAUCGACAUGAUUUUGCUGCCCAAACAACAAUACCAACAAUAAAUCAAAGGCCAUCUAAUCGACCAAUAGGUACACAAGUUAAUACAACUGUUGAACAAAAUACAGUUUCAGCACAAACAACAGAUUCAUUACAUCGACCAAUAAGAGAACGACAAUGUAUAACAACAAUAGCAUCUGUUGAAGAUGAUGAAGACAGUGAAAUUAUUCGAAAAAAAACAACAACAACAACAACAAAAUAUGAAGUUAAACGUCGUCAUUCAAGUCAUCAUUCAAGUGACGAUGAAGAUGAUGCUGGUACAACUACAAUUGUUUAUACUGAUGAUAAAGAAAAUUAUCAAGCAAUAACUCAACCACCACCACCUCCUCCUCCUCCACCAAUGGAGGAGGAAAGACAUGAUCUUUCUGAACAACGUACAUCAUAUGUUGAAGUUACAUCACAUGAACGUACUGAUGAAACAAGUGAUACAAAUCGAAAUCUUGUUCGUCGUCAUAUUGAACAAAGUGAUUAUAGUGAAGAUGAAUAUCAUUCAUCAGAAGUUUAUGAAAUUCAUACUCGUGGUGCAUGUAAAUGUCUUGUUGUAUCUUAUGAAGAAAAACCUCAAUAUGGUGCUGAAACACGUUUUGAAAAACAACUUCAACGUAUUGAACGUACAUAUACCGAAGAAGAAUUAAGAUCAACUGAAUUACAUGUUAUUGUUACAGCAUCAGAUGAAAAUUAUCAAUUAGUUCGACGUGAAUAUACAUCAAAUAGAUAUGAUGGUGAAGAAAGAAUAUAUGAUAAAACAAGAUAUCCAUCUAUAACAAUACAUUAUUAUACAAAAGAUGGAAUUCGAACGAGAACAGAACAACGUCGAUCUCUUGAAAAUUUACCUUUAUUUAUUCGUUGUGAAAUUGAAUAUGAACUUAAUCAUUAUGGUAGUGCACAAUUAGUAAUUUUAUCUGUAACAAAUGCUGAACGUCGUCAAGCAAAUAUAUCAAUAAAAAAAGAAAUCGUUGAUGAAACAAUAUUACAUCUUAAUGGUCGUUUACCACCAAAUAGUCCUGAAUUAGAAAAUGAAAUAUCUCGACAAUUAACUGAACCAAUAUCAUUAUUACAUCUUGUUGAUUAUUCAUCACGUGAUGAUUAUAAUCAAACAAAUUCAACUGAUUUACGUCGUGUAUCACGUACUGAUGUCAUAACAUCAUUACGUAUUGUUCAACGUUAUCGUACUAUUAUACAUCGUCUUUGUCAAUUAUAUCGUUCACAUCUACGUUUAACACCUCAAGCUGAACAACAACGUUAUUUAAUAUUAGUUGCACGUGAUGAUUAUUAUUUAUUAGAUUUAGCAGCACAAACAACUGAUAUAUCAACAAAUAAACAUGAUAUUCAACAACAAGAAGUAUUUCAACGUGAAAUUUAUCAUGUUCCACAAGAAGUAUUUCAACCUGAAGUUCAUCAUGUUCCACAAGAAGUAUUUCAACGUGAAAUUCAUCAUGUUCCACAAGCACCAUUUGAUUAUGCUAAAUAUCGUCGUGAUAUUGAACAACAACAACGUAUACUUGAGCAACAUUAUCGUAGAAUGCAAACUGUUCCACAACAACAACCAGAACCUACAUCCGAAGCCGAAUUUUAUCUUGGUUCUGGACGUCGUGCAUUAAUUGAACGUGAAAUUCAUUCUAUGCGUGGAGCAAUACGACCACAUGAACAUGCACCACCACGUUAUAAACAUGAACCUUCACGUCGUUCAUUAUCAAUUAGUUAUACAGGUGGACAACGUUAUGUACGUGCACGUAUUAUUCAUGUUAAAGAUUUUUAUGAUGCAAAUCAACAAGAACAAGAACAAUUACAAGAACCACAAAAUGCAAAAGAACAAGAAUUAUUUGUUCGUGUUGAUGAUUAUGUUAAUGAAUCAGCAGCAAAUACUUUACGUCGUUCAUAUUCUACUGAUUAUUUACAAGAAGAUGGACCACGUUCAAGAAUUCGAUAUAUGCGUAUACCAGGAGAAACAAUUAGAAUUGAAGAAAAAACGACCUAUGAAUAUAAUGGAGUUAUGUAUGCUGAUUUACCUUAUGCAUUAAAAUAUUGGAAUAUACUUUAUAUCCUUGAUCGUGAAGCUCGUGAAGGUCGUCCACUUGGUUCAUCAUUGCCACAUGUUAUUGUCAAUGAUCCAUAUCGAACAGUUAUACCUCCAUUAACUCAACAAGAAAUUCGUGCAACAGCACAACAAGUACUUUCACCACAAUAUUAUCCACGAUCACAUACAGAUCGAACAUUACGUUGGUUUUUAUCACGUGAUAAACGUACUGAAAUUGAAUCUGCUAAAUAUUUACAAGCAUUAAAUCGUUAUCGUCAACAAAAACAACAAUAUGAACAGCAACUACACCAAAAACCACCACCACCACCACCACAGCCACACUAUCAACAACAACAAUAUGAACAACAACUACUACUGCAACAACAACAACAACAGCAACAAUAUCAACAACAACUACUGUUGCAACAACAAAAACAACAAGAGCAGCUUUACCAACAACAAUUACAACAGCAACAAUAUCAACAACAAUUAUUACAACAGCAACAAUAUCAACAACAACUAUUACAGCAGCAACAAUAUCAACAACCAGUAAUACAACAGCAACAAUGUCAACAAACAAUAAUACAACAGCAACCAUAUCAACAACCAAUAAUACAACAGCAACAAUAUCAGCCACCAAUAAUACAACAACAAUAUGAACAACAAUUACUACAACAGCAACAAUACGAACAACCAAUAAUACAACAGCAACCAUAUGAACAACAACUACUACUACAACAACAACAGCGACAAUAUGAACAACAAUUAUUACAACAGCAACAAUAUGAAAAAGAACUACUACUACAACAAAGACGUCAACAAUAUCAUCAACAACAACAACCUAAUGUUCAUAUUUGUGAUGGAAAAAUAGGUGUUGCAAAGAAAUAUUAUGUUACUGAAAAACUUGUUCAUUAUAAAAAAAUGCCUGAUCGUUUUGUACCGGUAGUAGUUACUGAUCGAGCACAAUCAAUCGAUAAUAUUCAUCAUCGAUCACCAUCAACAACUCCAACUGUUAAAGAAUCUUUUCAUUCACAAAAACAAUUACAUCGCUCACAAAAUGAAGUACAUCGUUCAAAAUCUCAACCACGUCAUCAAUACCAAUCUUCACCAUUAACAUUUACAUCGGAUGUUCGAACACAAUUGCCAUCAACGUAUGCACCAUUAUCACGACAUCAUUCAGUUCAUGAAUUACAUGUUACAACAGCAUCAUCUCGUGGACCAUCACCAUCACCAUCACUUCAUAGUUUACAUAGUAAUUAUCAACCUCAACAUCAUCGACGACCAGUUGCAUUUAAUAAUCGUUAUCAAACACGACCUUCAACACAACGAUCAAUGCAGCAGCAACAACAACAAAAUACAUUAUUCACAGAAAUAAUUGAUAGUGGCACAGGUGAAAGAAUUUUAACGACCAGUCAACAACAAUUACCAACUGAAUUAUUAGGUCUUUUAAAUAAAUAUAAUUUACAAUAA
Messenger RNA from Rotaria sp. Silwood1, 5520 nucleotides. Lineage: Eukaryota; Metazoa; Rotifera; Eurotatoria; Philodinida; Philodinidae. The record is from the annotation of a GenBank genome assembly.